CUUUCUGUAAUUUGAACACAUUUAUUUUUUAUUUUUUUAUGGUCCUGUCGCCCGUCAGGUGAUGUCGUCAUUGCUCCUACAGGGGGCACUUUUAGGCCACGGCGCCUGACACCUAUUAAACACAUCAACUUCCUCGUCCCCAGGGCAAUAAAGAGAAGCUGGAAAGUUCCAAGCCCUCGACGAGUCCGUCAGCGGCGCGCGACCGCCCGAACAGGUUCUCCCGCUGUUACAUCACGGCUGUGAUUGUACAGCGAUCCAAUCAAGGCAAAUUAAGUGCGCGCGCGGCGGACGGACGGACGUCUGACGGGCGCCUCUCUGCUCCACACUUGUUCGUCGCGGCUCCUCAGACCGGAGGGAGGGAGGGGGUGAGGGAGGGAAAGACCGCCAGGCGCACGAUCCAGCGCCGCGAGCCAUCGACGAGGAAGUGUAUCGAACCUGCGAUGUGGGGCGAGCGAGGCGGCGCGCGCGUGUAGUUCCCGCCAUACGGCAGCGUCGUGUCUCGACGCGCGCAGCGGCGACAGCGGCACGGAGAGAAUUACGGGGAUGUCAGUGGGAGGAAACCAGUGACCAUGUGCCGUGCAGGUACUGAGUCGGCGCUACCUCCGCGGUAAGGCUCGCUGAGGUACUGGAGGAGGAGGAGGAGGAGGCGCAGACAGCCCGGCAGACAGGUGCGACUCCACAGCCCGCUUCAUUCCUCACAAGUCACGCAGCCAUGGACGGCCGCAAGGAGAACCGGGAGCGAAAGCCGCCCAUGAAACCCAAGUCCGCCACGCGGAAGGAGAAGAAAUACAAAACCGGCAGGUUCGUCCGCAGGAAGUCUUUGCGGUCCUUUGGGAAUUUCAUGGGCAGGAUCCUUAAAACUUUGGGCACUUUGGCGCACUUGGGCGACGCCGAGCCGCCGGACGCGGAGGACGACGACGGCGGCUUCGGGCCGAGCGCGUCCGGCGGCUUCGCGGACGACUGCCCGCCGGCCUCCAGGGAGGGCACGGCGAAGAAGAGCUCCGCGGCGCCGUCCGCGCACGGCUCGGUGAAGGACCGGCUGUCGUGGUGCUACGGCGACAAGACGCCCGGGGUGCUGGGGCUGAAGAACCACGGCAACACCUGCUUCAUGAACGCCGUGGUCCAGUGCCUCAGCAACACCGACCUGCUGGCGGAGUACCUCGGGCUGGAGCAGUACCGGUCGGACCUGUGCCGCGGGCGGGUGAACGGGGAGGUGAGGGGGGAGCCGCCGCAGAGCGCCCGGGGGGAGGUCACGGAGCAGCUGGCGUCGCUGGUUCGAGCGCUGUGGACGCUGGAGUACACGCCGCAGCUCUCCGUCGACUUUAAGAGCAUUGUGGCCAAGUACGGCUCUCAGUUCCGGGGAAACUCCCAGCACGACGCCCUGGAGUUCCUCCUCUGGCUCCUGGACAGAGUUCACGAAGACGCCAGCGCCAGCAGCAACAAUAACAGCAACAGUAGCAGCAAGACCAAAGCCAGCGCCAAGGAGCCCAGUUCGCUGGACGACCCCUCCGGCUCCAGUUCGCCCGGCGCGCAGCAGCCUCGAGGCCGGCACAGCUUCGUCAAGGAGCACUUCCAGGCCCAGUACAGAUCGUCGCUGACCUGCCCUCAUUGCCUUAAACAGAGCAACACCUUCGACCCGUUCUUAUGCAUCUCGCUGCCGAUCCCGCUGCGACAAACCAGGCCCAUGUGUGUGACGCUGGUGUUCAGCACAAAGGGCCAGCGCUACCUGCGAGUGGGGCUGGCUGUGCCUCUGUACGGGUCUCUGUCCUGCCUGAGGUCCAUGGUGGCGGAGGAGGGCAGCAUCGCCUCGGACCAGGUCAUCCUGUCAGAGCUGUACUCCACGGGUUUCCAGCGUUCCUUCUCCGACGAAGACGACCUGACGGCGAUCGCCGACAGCGACGUCAUCUACGCCUUCCAGGCUCCGCCCCUCCACAACCGCGGAGCAGCUUCACUGCACUCAGGGUACCACCACAGCCUCCCCUCCUCCCCCUACAGCGCCGGGCCGGACGGGCCCAGGUUACCACCGUCCGGCACGCUCUCCUCCGAAUACCUGAACCAGGGCGGCUCCCCGAAGGUCCUGCUCCUCAUCUGCAACACGGCCGGAUCCGGCCAGCAGGCCGUCAGGUUCGGCCCUCCGUUCCUCAUGCGCGAGGACCGGAGCAUCUCCUGGGACCAGCUGCAGCAGAGCAUCCUCAGCAAGCUCUAUUACCUGAUGCUGAAUGGAGCCCAGGCCCAGAACGUGGGGGUGCUGUUUAAGAUCCGAGUCGUGGGGGGGUCAGCGGCGUACAGCUACCUGUCCCCACAGGACAGCAGACCCCUCUGCCACCCUGCAGUGGACAGAGCUCUGAAGUUCUGUGGCCCGGGAGGACCUGCGCACGUGAAGCUCGUCAUCGAGUGGGAGCCCAAGACGAAAGAGUGUGUGUUCGGCAGCAUCCAGGAGGAGGUGGUGAAGGACGCUGAGAGCGUGCGGAACCAGCAGCAGCAGCACCUGCAGCAGCACAACUGCACCUUGGACGAGUGCUUCCAGCUGUACACCAAAGAAGAGCAGCUCGCCCCAGACGACGCCUGGAAGUGUCCCCACUGCAAGCAGCUGCAGCAGGGCAUGGUGAAGAUGAGCCUGUGGACUCUGCCCGACAUACUCAUCCUCCACCUCAAGCGCUUCCGCCAGGUGGGCGAGCGGCGGAACAAGCUGUCCACGCUGGUGCGUUUCCCCCUGGCCGGCUUGGACAUGGCGCCGCACGUGGUGAAAAGGACGCAGAGCAUGAGGAACCUGAGCCUGGGGGCCUGGACGCCGUCGUGGAAGCAGCCCGCGGGCCAGCACCACCAGCCUGCCGACAUGGCCCUGCCCCACGACUACCAGUACGACCUGUACGCCGUGUGCAACCACCACGGAGGGAUGCACGGAGGCCAUUACACUGCGUACUGCAGGAACUCGGUGGACGGCCAGUGGUACAGCUACGACGACAGCAGCGUGGACCUGGUGCCGGAGGAGGAGGUGUGCACCAGAGGAGCCUACAUCCUCUUCUACCAGAGACGCAACGCCAUCCCUCCGUGGUCGGCCAGCAGCUCCGUCAGAGGCUCCACCAGUUCGUCCGUGUCAGACCACUGGCUGGUCCGGCUGAAUGGGGACAGCAAACGAGGCAGCUUGGUGUCCCGAUCCUCCACCACCUGCCCGUCUUCCAUACCAGACUCCCCAGAGUCUCCAGUCUUCCUCGACAAUGGUUUUAAGGAGGAAAGAGGGGGAUUUGAGAGCAGGCCUUUUAUCAGAGGUCUUCAGGGCCGCAGCGUCAGCAUGCGAGCCCCCAGCAAGUCCAAGGACUCAUUAAGCAAAAUGUUUCCUUUACGCUGGUCUUUGGGCUCGAAGGACAGACGGAAGCCUGACCCGGUGCCUCCACCGGUUCAGGAUGCUGCCCACGCGGAGCUGGUGCAAUACUUGGAGUCAGGCCGGCGGCCUCGGUGCACUAAGGAUUCCAUAGUAACAUUAAUGAAUGACCCUCGAAGCACAAAGGAGCAUGUUGAGAGAAAAGCCGCCGGACGGUCUUCCAGCGUCGGAAGUUUGAGUUGCAUAGCGAGAACUGACGAUGGGACGCAGCCAGAGUCCCCACAGUCCCCGGAGGGCCAGCAGAGGCCGCUGGACCGGGCGGCGGCUCCGAGGCGCAGCAGGACGAGGGGCGACGAUGGCGUGAAAAUCAACAGCAGCUCCAGCACGAACACCCUCACCAGGACGAAGGACGCGAGGAAGCAGAGCUCGUCCAAAGCCCCCCCGGAUGCUGAGGCGAGGAGGAGCGUGAAGCCCAGCUACAGCACGUCCACCCUUCAAGACGGCACCCUGAGAAGACAGAAGGGGGACAAGCCUGAGAGGGAGCGUGGAACAGAGGGCGCAGAUGUAGAAGGCUUCAAGUCGAAGAAAGACGAAGUGAAGAGCAACGAGCGACUCUUCUCCUUCUUGAAGGGGAACUUCCUGAAGAAGGACAAGGACUGGAAGAAGUCCAAAGACAGCGAUCCGGGGAGAGGCGGGGGUGAGGAGGGCGGCAGGAGGACGCUCUCAAGGCACUCCCUGUCCAAUGGAGCAGCGGGAGGCGUGGCCGCAGUGGAGGGCGGCAAGUCCCGCCCCCCGUCCCGUCCCGGCGACGACCUGCCGAACGGGAAGGUGGGCCGGGCCCCCGCCGACAUCCGGCGCUCCCUGAGCUCCUCCAGCAUCCCCACCAAGGCGGAGCACGGCGUCCGCAGGACGGCGUCCCUGCACCGCAGCGGCACGGCCACCGCCCCCCCGCGCAGCCUGGCCGCCGACAGGCCGGCCCUCCACAGAGCCCGCUACAGCACCACCUCCCUGGGACGCAAGAGGACGGUGCCGGAGUCGAGCUUCUGACGGCGACGCGCGGCCGCUCAGCCCACGUCGAGCAAUAGAGCUGAGCCAGCGACCGGUGAGGUCUGUUUAUGCCGGGACACGUCUCUGCGCUGGUUCCUUAAAACAAGUGCCUGAGAAACUCAAGCUGCAGUUCAGACCAAUGAGGCGUUGUCUGUUUAGCACUGGAAGCACGGGACCCUUCGGGGUCGUCAUCGCUCCAUCGCGGCUGAUUGUGCUCAUCAGUAUGAAUGUAAUGUGUCUACUUGACUCACGGGCUUCACACGUUUUUAACCUGCACUAAUACGAAGCAAGACUUGGACCCCAGCACCAGUAGGUGAGUUCCCUUCAUGUAGCACAAUGGGAUAACGAAAGUUAAUUUGUAUAAUACUAAAGCAAUAUCCAACAUUAAAGCAGAUUGUUCAUGUUUCUAUAGCACAGCUCAUACUAUACGAUGAUUUCAUCUGUUUCUGUUUGCUUGUUACACAUGAACAUUACAACAUCUGAAUGACAACUAGAACUAAACUCCAUAAAACGCAGACCAAAAUGUCAAAAAUGCAGCAUCUACGAGUUUUCACCUGUUCCCAGUUUGAGCAAUCAAUAUGAGCUCAAAUUAAAUGAAACAUUCAUCAUUUCACCAAAGCUGUAAUCUGUGUAUUUGCUGAGAGCUCGGCUGAUUAGCCUUUAAAAUCCUGAGGAAAAUUGCCCAUGAGACUCUCCUGUGUUCGUGCAGCUCGCGCUGCCUAAAAAUUGCAGACAAUCGACAUUCUGAAAGAAACGGUACCUAGAAGUGUCCUUGUAGCCUGAGGGCUCAUCUGUGGACAAAUUCAUACAGUAGCUGGUUCAGUAAAGGGUUUUGUUUGAUAACGAAUGUACCUGUAUAUUAAUGAUAAGGAUGUUAAUUGUAUUAUGUUUUAUUUAUUUGCUUAGUGGAUUUGUUUCAAAUUUAUCUACACUAUAAUAAUCGGCCAGAGCUCAUAAUUACACUAUUAUGGAAAUUUUACUGAGCAUUUGCAAAAUUAAAUAUUUUCCAUUGCUACUGAAGCUUAUGAUGACACUAUAUGAACCUUAUAUAUUAUCUCUGACCUGCGUGUGCCCUCAAUUGUACAAGUAGUGCAGCUUUGAUCAUCAUCUCGGAAAAGCUACACAGACACGAGUGUCAUUUGGUUGAAGAGUAUUUUUUGUGUAGGGCUUAAUACAGUUCUGCCGUCUGAAGUACCAGGAAACCUCAAUUCACUAAGUAAAUGGAAAUAUGAAGAAGUCAUUUAAUGAGCCUCUAAAGAUUAAAUCCAUAUUAAGGAAGCGAUCUGUGUGUGCAGAGCGUCGUGUUUAAAUACCAAUAGUACCAUUUUCUGACGUUAAGGCCAGUGACUAAUAUAUAUAUUUAAUUCACCGCUGAGGGUUUGGUUUUGUAUCAUUCAGCCCUGAGCUGUUUUAGGAAAUUUCUCCAUUUUCUCAAAAUGUCAAAGAUUUAUUAAUACACAUACAACAAAUGCAGUGUCCUUUUCUUCCCCACUUCAGUUCCAUCAUUGAUUAUCAGCCUUGCAGUUUAAGCCACUCUGCAGAGGAGGACGUAUCUAAUGUGUAAUAUGUUUUCUUUCUCACCCUAUUUUGGACCAGAAAGGUCAUGUCUACAAGUAAUUGCUCCUGCUGCGAUGGUUGCUCACAGCUUUUCUUUAUAGUGUAUAAUGUAAAGGAGAAAAACCUUUACAUUGCUCCCAUUGUUUUGCAUUUUCACACUUUAGAUUUCCCUUUUCCAUUAAUGACAAGCAUUAAAACAGCAAGUGAUCAAGAAGCUUUGCUGGGACCUUAAAAUCAGGUAAAAUAUGCUGUUGUUAUUGGUGAUGCUGAUGAAGUAGCUCGUCCUUUGAGCCGGACCGGUCAAACAGACUGAAGUCAACUCGUUUAAAUGUCAAGAGAGACUGAGGAUGGCUUUACUGUGAAUUUGCUCAUGAUUAAUUACAGGACUUGAAAACCUCACAAAUGGAAGCACAACGGCUGCUGUUCUAAAUAAACACUUGACGCAGAUUCAACAAAAGAAGGUCAAAGCAGCUGUAAUUGCAUAGUUUUAAAAUAACAUACGUUGGCUGGAGAUUGUGCAUCUAGCAGCCGAGCUCCCGACAACAAAAUGCCAUCUGAAAAUCCGUGCAGUCGUUUCCUCAGGCUCAGAUCUCAGCUGUAUUUGAAAGGGAACAAAAAAACUGACCUUGAAAAAGAACUGUCAAAUGUCGUGUGUGGCCACGCGUCUUUUUUUUUUACAUCCUCCGUCUCUUUACAUCUUUUUUUUUUAUAAAGUGAAGGAAUUUCUUUGGUGGACGAACAAUUUAAAGAGUCGGAAAGAACGAAAGAAGCAGAGAGUGUGAACGUUAAUACCGACUGUCACAUUCAUCCAUGUGUAUCCUGCACACAGUGUUUACUGCCCAACUGAGCACUUGUUUAUGAAUAUGGGUUGUUUUAUAUGCAAGUUUUCUACAGUUUAUAUUGAUAAAUCUGUAUAUAUUUGUUGAUACAAAUGAGUGGGAGACGGAGUUUUAUCCAGCUGAAGUCCUGUGCAAUGUUUCCCAUGUAACAAGUACGCUUUCACUGUAAACAGACAGUCUCUGCCUGCUUGUCUCCUUUACAUCAUGGCACAUAUUAUUUUUUAAUACAGCAAAUAAAAAGACGUUAUUUAUCA
Messenger RNA from Betta splendens (Siamese fighting fish), 7019 nucleotides. It is a transcript of the gene usp43a, whose product is annotated as ubiquitin specific peptidase 43a. Bases 713 to 4369 code for a protein of 1218 amino acids. The record is from RefSeq and is a predicted model, not a curated record. Lineage: Eukaryota; Metazoa; Chordata; Actinopteri; Anabantiformes; Osphronemidae. Gene Ontology annotation, biological process: protein deubiquitination. The transcript has 16 exons. Gene Ontology annotation, molecular function: cysteine-type deubiquitinase activity.